AUGAUCACUUUAACAAAAACGAAUGCUAAAGAACGUUGCCGAACAUGUUUGCGGAAGUUAAUAAAAAACGAAUAUGAAGAUACUACCGCCGCCGCAGCCUCUGUAGUCGAUGAUAGUGACAAAAAUAAUUUCAUUUCUAUCAAUACGAGUAAUGAAAUUCGUGAGCUAUUGGAUAAAUAUGUGGGUAUCGAAGGUUCGGAGGAGGAGGCAUGUCACGAUCAAGAAUACCCAGUUAAUGUGUGCAUUGAAUGUGUCAAACAAUUGCAAUCGUUCGAAGCGUUUCGUCAACGGGCUCUGGAUAGUGCGGAUAAAUUGUAUAGGGUAUUUUGUGGUAAAUCCGAUGGUGUGCAGCAUAAAAUCGAAUUGGACGAUGAUGGAGUGGAGAGUAAGGACGUUGUUCGGGAGCAGCUGCAGAAGGGAGGAAAUGGUACUAAUGAUGUCUUCAAUUUGUUGCUUAAAGACUCCCUUAUGGAAACUGAGGCCAUUUUACUCGAAGGCAAUGGAACUGAUAAUGUAGCCAAUAGUUUAGAUCCCGAUCCAUUUCAAACAGAUGUGGGGGAGAAUAAACGAAGAUGUCGGAAAGGAAAGUCAAAUACUUCGCCACAAAAGCUCAACAAUAAUCAAUCAGUUAAGCCUACUCGUAGAUCGAAAAGAGGCAAAGAUGGAGAAACGAAUGAAAUAACAACAACAGCACCCGAAGAAGAAAUGAAUACACUAGUCAUCAUCUCUACAAACCCAGAAACAAAAUCCGAAACCCUAAAUAAUUUGCCCAAUUCUGAUGAUGAAAAGAAUUCAGUUAAUGGGGAUGAUGAUGUACACGAUUGGCCUUUAGAUUUCCAUGUGGAAUACAGUGAUACUAGUAGCACUGACAAUGAAGUGUUAAGUAAAAGAAUACAAAGAUUGCGCAAAGAAAACACUCGAAAGAAGAAAAUUAUGAAGAAGGCAACAAAAGUUUCGAGAAAUGAUAAUGACUCCGACUUGUUUGUUGGAGGAGGAGGAGAUUCCAAGGAAAAUGAGGAAGAAAAUAAAAUCACCGAUUUUAAUAACGAUGAACACAGCAAUGGUCUAUCAUCAGAAUCAGAGUUUGAAGUGGGACUGCAGGAGAAAUCGAAAAAAUCGACAUUGGGGUCGACUAAAAAACGUUCAGCUGCUAGUGGUCGCAAAAAAGGUUUGACCAACAGUUACAAAUGUGAACAGUGCAAUCGUAGAUUUGGCCAUAAAAUAACACUGGAUGCCCACGUCCGCAAGAUUCAUCAGGGCGAGAAGAGAGCAUACAAAUGUGAAUUGUGUGACAAGUCGUAUUCUUUCAUGGGUGGCCUUACAACACAUAUGCGUGAGACCCACGAACGCCAAGAGGAGUCAUACGAAUGCAAAAUACCCGGCUGUGAAAAGAAGUACACCAGCUACAUCACCCUACAGCGUCAUGUACGUGUCAAACAUCUAAAGAACGAAGUACCCACACGCUAUGUUUGCGAACAGUGUGGAGCGACAUUUAAACAAACCUCAAAUUUACGCUAUCACAUGCGUACACGCCAUCCGACCGAGGACGAUUUGAAAUUGAAGGAAAUCAUAAAGGAACGUCUCGAGUGUGAGAUCUGUAAGAAAUUCUUCAACUCCCAAUACACCCUGAAAUAUCACAAACUGCGCAUACAUGCCGAUGACAAGAAAUAUGAAUGUAAAAUAUGUGGCCGUCGUGUGGCCAAACAAUUUAUGUUGGAUCAACAUAUGCUGGUACAUUCCGAAGAUAAGACCGCCUGUAAAUUUUGUGGCCGGGAAUUUGUGCGAAAAUAUCAAGUGGAAGCCCACAUCAAGGCAGUACAUCAAAAAUUGAAACCUUUCCAGUGUUCGCAUUGCAGUGAAAGUUUUGCUUCGCGUAAAACUUUACGGCAUCACAUCUACAUUCAUACGGGUGAGAAGCCGUAUGUCUGUGAUAUCUGUGGCCAGGCAUAUCGUCAGCCGACAUGUUUGAAAAAUCAUCGUAAAAUCCAUAAUAAAUCGGCGGCGAGUGCGAGUGGAGGUGGUGCGAAUGGUAGCAGUAGCAAUAACAACAACAAUAGUAUCAAUCCACCAAUAUCAGAUACAAUGCCUACACCAGCAGCAGCGGCAGCAACACCAGCGGUGCUGGGAACUGCUGCUACUAUUGCAGUUUCCAACACCCCAUCAGCAGCAGCCAUGAAUAUCAAUCGUAAUUUUAUCAACAAUUUAAUGCAAAGCAAUAAUAAUGAUGCUAUGGCGGCAAAUAAUUUAGAUUUACAAUAG
This is a messenger RNA of Musca vetustissima, 2259 nucleotides long. RefSeq names its product zinc finger protein 286A. Bases 1 to 2259 code for a protein of 752 amino acids. Lineage: Eukaryota; Metazoa; Arthropoda; Insecta; Diptera; Muscidae. The record is from RefSeq and is a predicted model, not a curated record. The transcript is spliced from 3 exons. Gene Ontology annotation, cellular component: nucleus. Gene Ontology annotation, molecular function: zinc ion binding.